AAAUGAAGGCAGAAGUCAAAGAGUUAAACAAAAGAAAAAGAACAAAAGAAUGCAACUAGAUAGUGAAAAGUCACCUGCAGAGCACUUGUUUCUGAAAAUUCUCAACAGACUAGACAAACUUGAAGCAUAA
This is a messenger RNA of Racocetra persica, 130 nucleotides long. The record is from the annotation of a GenBank genome assembly. Lineage: Eukaryota; Fungi; Glomeromycota; Glomeromycetes; Diversisporales; Gigasporaceae.